Messenger RNA from Contarinia nasturtii (swede midge), 2944 nucleotides. RefSeq lists its product as uncharacterized. The record is from RefSeq and is a predicted model, not a curated record. Gene Ontology annotation, biological process: regulation of transcription by RNA polymerase II. Lineage: Eukaryota; Metazoa; Arthropoda; Insecta; Diptera; Cecidomyiidae. The transcript has 6 exons. Gene Ontology annotation, molecular function: RNA polymerase II cis-regulatory region sequence-specific DNA binding; DNA-binding transcription factor activity, RNA polymerase II-specific. The coding region runs from base 1 to 1887 and encodes 628 amino acids.
AUGCCUAUAACAUCGAGUGUAAAUUCGGAAGAUAUUCAAUUGUCAAAUCAAGUGACCGAUUUUGGAAAUGAUCAAAUAUUAAUGCAUCAAGUUGAAUUCAGUGAUUCAGAAAAUGCAAUCUCACACGAUUGCAAUUCAAUUAAACUGGAAACGAAUGGUGAAAUGAUCUCUUCACGUGAUGAAAGUGAAAAUGUAAUUAAUUACACAUUCAUUGGCAAUGGGUUGAUUUUAAUUGAAGGAUCCCAGGUUGAUUUCGAUGAUGAAACAAAGGAUAGCUCACACGAUCUCGGACUUUUAAAUGGUAUUGAUUUUUUGGUGACGGUAAAAGAUAACGAUGUUUCAAAUAAAAUCACAGAAGAAGAAGAAGAAAAAGAAUUUGAUGAAAUGCGUAGUGAACUUAUUGAGGAUAUAGAUACAACAACUGUGAAAGAGAUUGAAAUAUCACAUAAUUUUGAGGCAAAGACAAAGGAAAAAGAUCAAAUCAAUUUAGAAACACAUACAAUGUGCACGUCAAACAAAAAUGAUUGUGAAGAUGAUCAUGAUGAUGAAAGCUCCUCAGAACAAGACCUUACAAAUUUGGGCUGGCUGAUCGAUUUAAAAAAUCUAGCUCAAUGGCCAAUUGAUUCAAAUAAAUCGAAUCGGAAAUCAUCAAAAAAUACCGUGCACACAUCACUGGUCAAUAGCAUUAUGAAUGAUAUUGAUGACGAGCGAAAUGCUGAAGCCACAGUAAUAAGUGAAAAAGAUUUAUCUGAAGAAAAAUUCAAAAAAUUCACAAUUCAAGUAAAACAAAGCCAAAAAAACUAUGCGGAACGCGAGAGAAUAUAUAAAAUGGAUCCAUUAGAAAAACCACCAUUCAAUUAUGCUCAAAUCAUUGCAAUGGCUAUGAUGGACUGUGGUCGAAUGACGCUUAAGGAUAUUUGCAAAUGGAUACAGGAGCAUUUCGCUUAUUUUCGAUAUAAUAAAAAUUGGAAUAACUCGAUUCGUCAUAAUUUGUCAUUGCACUUUGGUUUUACAAAAAUUGCACGCGAUAAGUCCGAAAAAGGAAAAGGAGGUUACUGGGAAUUGUCAAUGAAUGCAACAAAAAGUGAGAAAAAACGCGUUCGAAAUCGACGUAAGUGUCGUGAUGAUGGUCGCGUCAUUCAACAACACCGAACUCGACUUCCUCCACGAAGAAGUAUUCAAAGAUCGCCUUCAACAAUAAGUACAAAGCUAUCUGAAUGUUCCGGCAAAAAUGAGAGUAGUCCACCUCCAGCGUCAAGCAUCACCACGAAUGACAGUUGUAAUUUGAGUUCGGCUAGUGAUGGUUCAACGUUCAUAUGUUCGGCAAAGGGGUUCAGUGAUGACACAAAAAAUAUGUGGGCUGAAAUAUCGCAUACAAAUCUAAUCAGAUCACUACAGAACUCGGUUCAUCAUGAGGAACUGGAACAAGAUUUGAUCAGCAAUGUAAUAACAAAUGAUUUGGUGAUAAUCAACGGAACAGAGCUGGAUCAUUCGGAAAGUGAAACGAUUCGUUGCAAUUUUGAUAAAUCCAAUAGCCAAUCAAUCGAAAGCUAUUUCGUUGACCAACAUUUGGAUCACGAUUCGCAGAAGCAACAUGUUCUCAGUGCCAAUGGAAAUGUAUCAAUUGAAUCAAGUAUAACAACAGCUAUUUUAAAUGAUUCAUCGAAUGAGACAUUUAUUAAAAGCGAUUUGGAUCAACGGACAAAAUUAUUGAGCGCAACAAUUGCAGGAGCUGGAUCCACAUCAAAUGUAAUUGUUGAGCCGAUGCCGUACUCUCUGUCUCAUAUGGACACUGUUAUUGACAUUGAACAUGAAUUCAGUAAUUUGGUUAAUAUGGCCGACCCUGAAUUAACCGUUGAUGGAUUUUUUGAUUAUGGUAGUUGGUAGAAGUCAAGAUGCAAAACAAAGUUUGAUCAACCUUCUGUAUACUAUACCAAUUUAGAUUGAUGUAAAAAAUAAGAUGCAUAACAAUAUGUAGUAUUAUAUCAAUUCAAAUUGUUUGCUCAAUUCAAUUUAUAGUAAAUUUAGGCUCAAUAUUGGCACGUUUGUAAAUGAAUAUGGUUAAUAUUAUUUAUAGUCAACUCAAAAGACCAGGUUCUCCGGGGAGGAGGCAAAAAAAAAACGUGAAAUUUUAUUCGAUAUUUUUCAGGGCUGCAAAAUGUGAAUUGCUUUUGAUCGAGUUCGAACGUUUUUUUUUCACAUACAUUGUAAUAAAAAUAACGGGUACGAUUUAAAAAAUAAUGUAUAAUUUAAAUUUAUUACAAUUAAUUUUAUCAAAUGUAUUUUUUUUUUUAUUUUUUGCUUUUGAGAUCGGAAAUUUCACUGUUUUAUUUUGGCCAUGUAGAGGUUUAAAUGCGUGAAAGUGAACAUUUGGAAUGUGUUGGGCAAAUCGAAAGAAAUUUAAUAGUGUGACAAAACAAUAGCACAAAUUGAGAGACUUAAACAUAUCAGUAUUGAUAACAGACAAUACAAAUCUGAUAAGUUAGAGAAAAUGCGCACUUCCGUCCAAAAACCGUGCCUCAAUUUAUUAUUUGUUACAUAAUUUCUAUUUACUAGCUUUGAUACACGAUUCAUAAAUAACAAAUAUAUUUGCCAUAGCAGUGUUAAGUAAAAUCUAAGACUUGCUUUGAUGAUUAUUUGUCAUUUUUGAAUUGAAAUCAAUUCAUGUGAAUGACCGUUAUAUUUAGUCAGUAGUAGUACGUAGCACACAUUUAUAACUUAUUUGCUCAAUUAUAAUUCUAUACGAAUUGGAUAUAAUGUAGAACUGGCUGGAUCAAACAUUUGGAUUUUUAUAAAAUUAUAUAUCAUCCUAGUCCGAUGAAAUGUUCAUCCAAUUAUUAUUAUUUAUUCAUUAUUGCUCAUCUGUUGUUAGCGUUUGCAAACUAACCGUAGGUCAGUAAUGUGCGAGCUACAUUUUACAGGGGGGGGGUGAUUUUUCAAAAAC